AAUGGUAUGUCCCACGGUAGACGUUUCCAGAAUAUGCCAUAAAGCGCCCGCCUCUUACUGUUGCGCAUGCGCGUUGCUUGGCAGUUGGAGACAGUUGGGUUCUUUCAGUCGGCCGCCCGGUAUCGCCAUCAUGUCUGCCAUGGGCACCCUCGCCUUUGAUGAGUAUGGACGGCCGUUCAUUAUCAUCAAGGAUCAAGAUCGCAAGUCUCGUCUGUGUGGUUUGGAGGCGAUCAAGUCUCACAUUAUGGCCGCUAAAGCUGUUGGGAACACACUUAGGACUUCUUUAGGACCCAAUGGACUUGAUAAGAUGAUGGUUGAUCAGGAUGGUCAAGUCACCGUAACUAAUGAUGGCGCAACAAUACUUGGUAUGAUGGAUGUGGACCAUCCGAUUGCUAAAUUGAUGGUUGAAUUGUCCAAAUCUCAGGAUGAUGAAAUUGGAGAUGGGACUACAGGAGUUGUCGUACUUGCUGGAGCAUUAUUGGAACAUGCAGAACAAUUAUUAGAUCGUGGUAUCCAUCCUAUCAGGAUUGCAGAUGGCUAUGAACAGGCUGCCAGGAUUGCUAUUGAGAACCUGGAUAAAAUCAGUGACAAUUAUCCAGUUGAUCCUGAAAAUGUAGAAUCGCUUGUCCAAACUGCUAUGACCACGCUGGGAUCAAAAAUAAUUAAUCGUUGUCACAGGCAGAUGGCAGAAAUCGCGGUGAAUGCUAUUCUCACUGUUGCCGAUAUGGAGCGCAGAGAUGUGGAUUUUGAGUUGAUUAAAGUUGAAGGAAAAGUUGGAGGAAAACUUGAAGACACCAAACUGAUAAAAGGUGUCAUUGUAGACAAAGAUUUUAGCCACCCGCAGAUGACAAAGGAAAUUAAAGAUGCUAAAAUUGCUAUUCUCACUUGUCCAUUUGAGCCCCCUAAACCCAAGACUAAGCAUAAGCUUGAUGUGACAUCAGUUGAAGACUAUAAAUCACUUCAAAAAUAUGAAAAAGAGAAAUUCCUUGAGAUGGUUAAACAGAUUAAAGAUACUGGUGCAAAUCUUGCCAUUUGUCAGUGGGGCUUUGAUGAUGAAGCAAAUCAUCUCUUGCUUCAGAAUGAGCUGCCUGCUGUCCGUUGGGUCGGAGGGCCUGAAAUAGAGUUAAUAGCUAUUGCUACCGGAGGCCGCAUUGUGCCACGAUUCUGCGAGCUCACUCCUGAGAAACUGGGCUAUGCUGGCAUAGUUCGGGAAAUUUCUUUUGGAACUACAAAGGAUCGAAUGCUAGUCAUAGAGCAAUGUAAAAACUCAAGAGCUGUAACCAUUUUCAUCAGAGGCGGUAAUAAAAUGAUUGUUGAAGAAGCCAAACGAUCACUUCAUGAUGCACUGUGUGUCAUUCGCAACUUGGUGCGUGACAGUCGGAUUGUUUAUGGUGGUGGAGCUGCAGAGAUAUCCUGUGCAUUAGCCGUAAGCCAAGCUGCUGACAAGUGUCCAUCCUUGGAGCAGUACGCAAUGCGAGCUUUUGCUGAUGCUUUGGAAAGUAUCCCUAUGUCACUUGCAGAGAACAGUGGUAUGAACCCCAUUCAGACUAUGACAGAAAUUCGUGCGAAACAGCUGAAAGAAAACAACUCUGCGCUUGGCAUUGAUUGUCUGCAUAAGGGCACUAAUGACAUGAAACAGCAGCAUGUCAUAGAAACGCUGAUUGGCAAAAAACAGCAGAUUUCCUUAGCAACACAGGUUGUUAAAAUGAUUUUGAAGAUUGAUGACAUACGUAGACCUGGUGAAACAGAGGAAUAAAAUGCUACUGAAGAAAUCUGCUCCAAGCCACUUCCACUUAGCAGUAUACAACUGUUAUUUAUUAACACUUUAUUUUUAUUUUUUUUCCACAUACUGUAUGUUUACUUCUAUCAAAAAAUAAAUUGUCAUCCUUA
This is a messenger RNA of Hyla sarda, 1890 nucleotides long. RefSeq names its product chaperonin containing TCP1 subunit 5 (gene CCT5). Bases 2 to 1756 code for a protein of 584 amino acids. The transcript has 11 exons. Lineage: Eukaryota; Metazoa; Chordata; Amphibia; Anura; Hylidae. Gene Ontology annotation, molecular function: ATP binding; ATP-dependent protein folding chaperone; ATP hydrolysis activity. The record is from RefSeq and is a predicted model, not a curated record. Gene Ontology annotation, biological process: protein folding. Gene Ontology annotation, cellular component: chaperonin-containing T-complex.